CUCUAGUUACAAAGAACAACAUAAACAACUUAUUAUUACACUGUUGGUCUAUGUAUGGUUGUGAUGCUUGUAUUUAUUUAACAUCAACAUUUAAAUUAUAAACUUUUGUUUGUUUGAAAAAACAAACAAAAUGUCUACAACGGAUUGUCCUGCUCUCCCAAAGGGUUGGAAGCGUGAAGAAAUCAUUCGAAAAAACGGUCUCUCAUCUGGAAAAAUAGAUGUAUUCUAUUACAGUCCAUCGGGUAAGCGCUUUCGGAGUAAGCCUCAACUAGCUCGGUUCUUAGGUGAUGCAGUUGACCUCAGUACAUUUGAUUACAGAACUGGCAAAAUAAAUUCUCUACUUUUAAGAAAGAGUAAACGUCAAAGAGGAACUCAGUUUGAUUAUAACCGGGGAAUCCGGAACGAUGCAUCUUUAGUCCCACCAAUACGGCAAACUGCAUCGAUUUUUAAACAGCCAGUGACAGUUGUGAAAUCUGUAGAAGGAAAAGUGAGAACAGAUUUUAAGCAUGGUCCUCAAGACAAACCUAAGCAGCUUUUUUGGGAGAAAAGAUUGCAAGGACUUAGAGCAUCUGAUAUGGAUGAAGAAGCAUUCCCCAAUUUUGAACUUCCAAGAAAUAUGAAAGGUAUUGGUCCUGAAUUAAGUGAUGAAACUUUACUGAGAAGUAUUGCUACUGCUUUGCAUGUUAGUGGGCAACCAAUUGUAGGGCAAACCAAUUCACGAGUUAUGAUGGACAAGAAUCCUAGUGUAUACAUCAAUCCAGAGCAGCCUCUGGUACAGGCUCUUGUUGUUACUGAGGAAGAUAUAAAGAAGCAAGAAGAAAAGGUGCAGCAAGCACGGAAUAAACUACGAGAGUGUCUUAAAGAACUCUGUGUAUAAUGUGUUCAAGAAAGCACAAUAUUUUAAAAAGAAAUCUUUCAUUUGGAACAGGAGUAUAUUUAUUAUACUUUUUACAGUCUUGCAUUUAUUGUAUUUUGUUUCUAAGAUUUGGCAAUUACUUUUUCAUUGUAUUCUCAUCUUUACUUUGUUAUUUGCAAAUUAUACAAAAAUAACAGAUAAUACUCAAUAUUUUGAGCAGUAUUUUAAUUUCCAGUUUAUACUGAAUUUAUAUUAAAGUUUUUAAUUGCAUGCAUGUGCAUAAAAAGAUUAAUAGUCAUGAUUUCAAGAUUUCUCGUAAUUUUUCUUUCUGCAAUGUGCUCGGUUUCCAUAAUGCACUGCCUUACUUUGGCAUUUCAGUGUUGUUUUUUAAAGUUCAAAUAGCUGUUUGACUGGUAUUUAACCAAUCAUCUGGGUCUUGCACUUAUUUUUGUCCAAUUGAUGGAAAGUAUUUAUUAACUUGAAAGAAGCCCUUCUUUUUAUAAUUCAACCCCUUUUUUGGCAUAGCUCUAUUAUACAUAAAUGCAAUGGAAAUUAACCUUAUCAGGUGAAUACAAUAUGCCCAGAUGACAGGUUGAAUGUUCUUAUUGUUUUGGAAAAUAAUUGCUGAAAUUUUUCUCAGGAACAUUGUAAAUAUUCUUAAUGGAAAAAUAUACUUUUUAAGUGUACUUACUUCUGCCAUGUAACUUUUCCACAGUUGCCAUAUGUAAUACUUAUUUAACAAAUGUGGAAAUUAAUUUCUCUUAUUAAUAUAUAUAUAUAUAAUAUGAAUUUUUUUCCAAAUAUAAUCGUUUUCUGUGACUAUCAAUAUUAUGUGGAAACUCUUUUUGAAUCAUGCAAUUGAAACAAUUCAGAAUUAAUUCAAACAGUAUGGUUAUUGUCUAUGAAAAAAAAUUAUUCAAAUAUUCUACAAAUUGUCCUUAUGAGUAUUAAUAUUCCAGUUAUAUGUAGUAGUAUCUCUCUUAUCUGGCAGCUAUGGGACCUGGCUGAUUCAAGAAAAAUAAUUUUUUUCUGGAUAAUUAUAAAUAUUUAUAUAUUUGCAAUACUUGCUCAUGUUUUUUUGUCAUUCCAACUCUAGAUAUUGUAGCACGAAAAAUUUGUUUGUCAUGUUCUUCAGUUUAUAAACCACAACGGAAUGAAUGGUACUGAAAAUGACAGUAUUUAAAAUAAAAACACAGACUCAUAAGAAAAUUAAAUAGCAUCUUAAAAUUAUCAUGCAUAUUAUGUUAUUACAUAAGAGUUAUGAAUUUCUUUGUAUUAUGACAUGUAAUAUUGAAUGUGUACCUACUACAAAAUAAUCACAAAUAACAAAAAUUUACUAUCUUUAUAUUGAAGCUUUAAAAUACUUGUGUUGAUGCGAAUGAACAUUGCUUGUAAAAUCUUAUGAAAAAUUUGCAGUUCUUCUUCAACUUCAACCUACAUAACUCUCAAGGUGUGUACAUGUUCAUCCUGUCUUUCACUUUUCUCAGUACAAAGGGAAUAUUUUGAUUGUUGCAAAGAAAAAAUAUAAAUUGUACCACAUUGUCCCUCCCAAGCAACUUAUAUAAAUUGCUGGAGGCAAAGUUAUAUAUUUGUAGAUCUUAUCUUCUCCAUAUUAAAUAAAAAAUAUCAGACACAGAUACGACAUGUCUUAAAACAAAAGAAUUUUUAUCUAUUGACUCACCAUUUUCGCCAAGUGGAACGCUGCAAGAUUGAUAACUAUUUCACACACACACAUAUAUAUAGAGAGAAAGAGAUGUUAUAGAUGUAGGUGCCAUUUAUGAGAGAUUUUACUAUAUCUUCAAUAACAUGAUUCAUAUCAUAUAUAUGCCAUGCAUUAAUAAGAAAUUUCUUUGUUGUUGUUGCACAUUGUGUUUUGCUUGGUUCUGAUGGAAUUUCGUGAUAUUUUCUAUAUAUUUUCUGAUAUUUCUUUUUUUUUUAUGGUUAAAUUAUCAGAGUAUUUUAAUCAAUAUUGAUUAGAUGGAUUUUAUAAUAUUUAUUUCAUGAAAUUAAUAAAAUUGUAUUAAUUCAUGUGGUAGUGCAAAAAAUGUAAUUUUAAGAGGAAACUGUUUGAUUUAUAUUUUUGUAUAAAUGAAUUAAACUCUUUCUUAACAAAUCUUACUAUUGAAUUGAUAUAUUAUAAAUUUUCUGAGCCUUAUUUUACAUUCCUAAAUAAGGAACUUUAACAACAAUUUUAGUUACAAUUGAUUUUGUGGAUUUGGAAACAUUUCAUUGUUUCCUCUUUAUAUGUGAUAAAUGAAUUUUUGUGCAAAAAAUGUUUUUAUACAUUACAUAACCCCUGUGAGGUAAAGUUUAUUGGUUUCUUUAAACAUUACUUUUUUUUUCUUGCCUUAUAUAAGUACUUGUGGAUGGAUUGAAAAAAAAUUUUUUUUAGCUGAGAAAGAUGUUUUAUUUUACAUCUUGUUGUAGAAUUAAGUGAUUUUUAAUA
Argiope bruennichi is the source of this 3302-nucleotide messenger RNA. RefSeq names its product methyl-CpG-binding domain protein 2-like. NCBI's taxonomy places the organism in Eukaryota, Metazoa, Arthropoda, Arachnida, Araneae, Araneidae. Gene Ontology annotation, molecular function: DNA binding. The record is from RefSeq and is a predicted model, not a curated record. The coding region runs from base 131 to 877 and encodes 248 amino acids. The transcript is spliced from 6 exons.